GGGAAAACCAGGAAGCCUCCAGCAGACGCCGUAUUAAUACAUGUAGCCCUUCUAUUUUCUCCGUGCAUUUUUUUCUCCACAGCUGCUUUACCUUCCAAAUCCAACCAAUCAUCCAGACUCAGACUGGGCCUUUCUUCACUGGUCCACUAGUUUGAGGUAAUUUUUUCGCGUAUCAGAGAAUCUAAAACCAAGUAUUAUCACUGGGAAAGAUGGGCUGGAACCACCCAGACAUUGCCUUGGAGGAAAUGGUGAAACUGACAAAAGGGUUCGUAGAUAUACUGAUUCUGACAUCUGGGUAUCAAUCCUCUGGUCGUCUUGCCCACUGGGAUCCCCAAAACAUCAAGAAAGCCUUUCAGUGGGGCCUCUUCUUUGAAAAUGUGUUUAGCCGUUUGAGCAGCUCAGAUUUUUACCAGGAGUCAGUGGAGGAACUUGAUGCAGCUCUAUCUGAAAUGACUUCCAAUGCUUCUUUCUCUCAGGGUCUUGCACAUCUGACUUCUGCUACUCUGACCAAGGCACGAGGAUUUGUAUUAGAACAUUUUAUCCAAACUUUACCUUUGAGGGAUUCACAUCUCAGAGCUUUUCUGACUGCAGUCAUUGAGAUGGAGCUUGAUGAACUAUCAGAAACAGAGCAUGAUUGCCUAAAUGCAUAUCUGAACAAGUUGACUCUGCAGAAUACAUCACUUAUCUCGAUUCCAGAUGACAGGGGUUUCAGGAAGGAUUUAGUUAUUCAAUUCCCAAGCAUUGCUUCAAUUAACAAGAUUGAAAAAUCCAUUGGUGAUGAUUUUACAAAGUAUGCCGUUCUAGAGAUCUUGAAGAGGUGUUGUGCUGUGUCUUGCAUAUCAACAGUUGAGACAGGCUUGAGUAUUCUCUCAAAUGCCAUCAGACAUAGCAGUCAGUCUGAUAAGAAUUUACUCAAUGAACAACUAAAGAAUGAAAAUGCUCCAAUUAGCUCCAACCUGCUGGAGACUGUUCAGGAGGGACUUAGACGGCGGAAACCACAAGCGCACUCUCAAGACCAGCUAUUAUCACUGGGAAAGAUGGGCUGGAACCACCCAGACAUUGCCUUGGAGGAAAUGGUGAAACUGACAAAAGGGUUCGUAGAUAUACUGAUUCUGACAUCUGGGUAUCAAUCCUCUGGUCGUCUUGCCCACUGGGAUCCCCAAAACAUCAAGAAAGCCUUUCAGUGGGGCCUCUUCUUUGAAAAUGUGUUUAGCCGUUUGAGCAGCUCAGAUUUUUACCAGGAGUCAGUGGAGGAACUUGAUGCAGCUCUAUCUGAAAUGACUUCCAAUGCUUCUUUCUCUCAGGGUCUUGCACAUCUGACUUCUGCUACUCUGACCAAGGCACGAGGAUUUGUAUUAGAACAUUUUAUCCAAACUUUACCUUUGAGGGAUUCACAUCUCAGAGCUUUUCUGACUGCAGUCAUUGAGAUGGAGCUUGAUGAACUAUCAGAAACAGAGCAUGAUUGCCUAAAUGCAUAUCUGAACAAGUUGACUCUGCAGAAUACAUCACUUAUCUCGAUUCCAGAUGACAGGGGUUUCAGGAAGGAUUUAGUUAUUCAAUCCCCAAGCAUUGCUUCAAUUAACAAGAUUGAAAAAUCCAUUGGUGAUGAUUUUACAAAGUAUGCCGUUCUAGAGAUCUUGAAGAGGCAUUGUGCAGUGUCUUGCAUAUCAACAGUUGAGACAGGCUUGAGUAUUCUCUCAAAUGCCAUCAGACAUAGCAGUCAGUCUGAUAAUAAUUUACUCAAUGAACAACUAAAGAAUGAAAAUGCUCCAAUGAAUGUAGAACUGUUGCUGGAGUUUAUCACCUGGAAACACUGGAAAUCAAGGAGUCUCUCAUAUUAUCUUGAUAAGAGAACUGUUAGAUUAGUCUCAGGUGCUAGCUUGAUAUUUUCUGCUCCUAAGGUUCAGUGGAUACAAGUUUUUCAAGGGCUAAAUAUUUCAGCCAAAAGCAGUGAGAAUGAUUCUAUUGAAAUAAUUGAGCUCUUGUUACUUGGAUGCAUUGCAAGCAGAUGGAAUUGUCUAAUUGAACAUUUCACAUCUAUUUCUUAUUAUUCCCGUACUAUCCCAGAGCAAUAUAAUGAGUUGUGCAACUUGGUUUUGGGAAGAUCUCAAAGCCUUAAUUCGAUUAAUUCAAAGGAAAGUGGCAUUCUUGACUAUCUGACUGGACUGCUGGGUGGUCAACUUCAUGAAUUAUGGAAAAUGUCCCCUGUCCUUGCAGCAGCUGCAAUUCCACUCUGGUCUCCCUUGUUAAGAUUGUACUUGAGCGAAGUGGAGACUCAAUUCAAAGGAGAUUUUUCGAUAAUGAGAUGCUGCAAUUGUACUCAAGAUAUGAAGGAACACAACACCUGUGAACUUGCUGAGAGAAUUUGGUGCCUCUACAUCGUUCAUGUUCGGGGCUCUCAUCUAUUGCAUGGUGCCACUAGCUAGUGCUCAAUAGCUGGCUAGUUUACUGGCUCAAAAUUUCCAUUUGGUUGUGAGUUUCCGUUGGAAGAAGCAGAAUUUUUAGCAAUCUAGCGUGAUGGUGUGGGUGUGAUAGCGCAGAAGGGAAAGAGUGUCUAAAAUGCCAGUGAACUUUUGUGAUGCUUUUGGGAAAGUUCACAGGAUUUUUGAGUAAAAUAGAAGGAAGAUCACUAAUGACAAACAGUAGCAACUUUUUUGAAGGCUAUCCAUUCUAAAGAGUGCUCAAAUACCACUACUGAUGUUACAUCACUAGAUGCAAAUUCUUGGACACUCUCCCCUAGCUGGGGCCAAUCUGACUAGGGAUGGUCGUAAAGCAAAGGUGGAUGAGCUGUUGAUGGUGAUGAUUCUUAUUCUGCCAAAUGGGAGAGUGACAUGUAAAGAUAUGAUAUCUGCCAACAGAAAUUGACACUAGAAAGGCAGUCUUCAUGUUUUCUUUUGGCUAUAUAAUCUCUUUGCAGUUCAUUGCUUCCAGCCAUACACAAAGCUCUCCUUGAAACAAUACACAGCUGUUGGUGGGAAAGGAGCUAACAAUGAAGAUGUCAAGCAUCUCCAGCUUGAGGAGGAUCCAGUUCUUGCAGUUGAAGAAGAGAAUUGCUAGUUCUGGCCCUUCUGUCACACUUGGGAGUGUCAAAAGAAGAAGAUUACUGGAUUGUUGCCAUGGAUCAUAUGCCUUGAGGCAAUUGGUGGGGAAGUUCAAGUCACAGUGGAAGCAAACUUUGGGUUGGCAAAGAAGCAGGGCACAGUACAGCUAUGAUUUUCACAGCUAUUCUCUCAACUUUGAUGAUGGUUUCUUUAAAUGACCAUCAUUGACAUCAUGGUUGCCCAUGAUUUUUCUCUUUUUCUUUUUAAAUAAGCAAUGAUUUGUUCCAGAGGUUUUUUAUUGUUUCAGAGGCCAUUAAUGGCGCAUACACCAGGGUUUGUUGAAUUCUUUAUCA
Molecule: messenger RNA, 3394 nt
Organism: Corylus avellana
Lineage: Eukaryota; Viridiplantae; Streptophyta; Magnoliopsida; Fagales; Betulaceae
Source: RefSeq, a predicted model, not a curated record